This is a messenger RNA of Penicillium robsamsonii, 1605 nucleotides long. RefSeq lists its product as uncharacterized. NCBI's taxonomy places the organism in Eukaryota, Fungi, Ascomycota, Eurotiomycetes, Eurotiales, Aspergillaceae. The record is from RefSeq and is a predicted model, not a curated record. Bases 1 to 1605 code for a protein of 534 amino acids. The transcript is spliced from 4 exons. Gene Ontology annotation, molecular function: protein binding; DNA binding.
AUGGUUCGGUCUUUAAUCCAUCUUCCAGACGAGAUCCUGCAUUCGAUUCUAUGUUAUUCCACUCCUCAAUCCUGCGCCGCCGUCGAACAAACCAACAGUCGAUUUCAAAACGUAACGAAUGAGCAUUUACUAUGGCGUUACCAUUGCCUGUCGCAUUACAAGUUCUGGGAUGGGCGACAUGAUAUGCCUCGGAAACUUGCACACCCAGUGAAUUCAACUGAUUGGAAAGCACUAUUUGUCUUCAAGUAUCACGUUGAUCGAUCUGUCACCCAACUUCUUGAUAGUAUUCUUGGUAGCCAGACCGGCCGGAUCGAGAAAUUUCGCCGUGUUAUCAAUAUGGGAUAUGAUGCAAAGGAUACUCUUCUACGAUAUAGCCUGAUAGAGUCCGGGGAGGAUUGUUUGGCCAGAAGGUGGGCUACCAAUUCUAUGCAAGUUGGCAUGUGUUUCCCUCGAAUUGACCAGAGUGCCUCGUGCCAAACACAAAAGAUACGAGAGUCUCUGAAUGAGCUGCUCGACCGCUUUAUUGCUUCUCACCCGGAUCUUUAUAUCUUCACCCCUCGUGAGAAGGCACUAGCCGUAGCAUCCUGGCUAGAGUUGGAUGGUCUCACGGGGAUCAAUCCAGAGCGAGAAUAUCAUUCUUUGGAGCACAACUUUUUAGGGCUGGCUCUAAAGGGGGGUGGGUCUGAACGCCCAUCCUUGUGGAUUUCCAUUUCAUGUGCAUGUGAUCAUUACCCCCCACCGGGCUCAGACAUUAAUGGCAAUGCUCUAAGUGGGAUUGGGCGAGGGGAGCCCCUUUACUUGGACCCGUUUCGGGGUGCAAGAGAGACUCCUGUCUUAAACUUGCGCAGCCAAUUAACAUUUCUGGGAAUGUCCGACAUGGACCAAAUCACAACUUUGGAUGAAGCAUCGACUUCGAGCGUCAUCUUGCGCUGUGGUAAGAACAUAUUGAACUCGAUUCGUGUCGAACCACAAAAUCCGACCUCGCGUGCCACCUCGAUAGAUGUUGUGAGCGCAAAGUACGCAGCACUCUGGUCUGUGAUGCUACUGUCCGGCGAUUCGAGGCCAAUGGAUCUACGCCAUCAGUUGCCAUGGCUCAUGGAACUGUUUGCUACAGACUUUCCUUCCGAUAUAUUUCUAGUCGAGCAGUACAUCGCUCCUCUGUUUCAUGGGCUGUUCGAGCAUGAACACAUACUGGAGAGCCUUCAUGUGAUGAGGGCUGUGGAUGAGAUCCCAAAGCAGAUUCGGAGGCGAACCGGUGGCAAUGCAAAUAUACAAUACAAGGUGGGCCAGAUUUUCCGCCACCGUCGCUAUCAUUACGAAGCUAUUAUCACGGGUUGGGACUCGGAAUGUGGCGCGGGCGAACAAUGGAUGAGGAGAAUGGGCAUUGAUCGAUUAGAAUCUGGCAGGCACCAAAGCUUUUAUCAUGUGCUUGUGGCGGAUCGAAGUGUUCGAUAUGUGGCCGAGGAAAAUAUUGAAAUAAUUCUGCCUCGCUUCACGGAAUUGCCGAGUAGCUUGACUGCCAUUGCGGGUAAGCAUUUCAAACGGUGGGAUGAGAGGAAACGGAUGUUUGUGAGUAACAUGAAGGACGAAUACCCGGAUGACUAG